UGACUUACAAAAUAAUCCUAGAAAAGCUGAGAUCUCUGUUGAAAGAAGGAGACAGGACCUACUCAGUCCCGUUAACAAACAGCCCCUGCUAUAGCUAGCUUUAGAAUACACGUCCACGAUAACCUGAAGAACAGAUAAGACAUAACUUACUACAAACGAAUUAUUUAAACUAAUACUAUAAAAAGUACUUCUUGUCGACGUACCUUCAAUGCCUUGAAAGACCUCGCGCACAGUAUAUGUUUACUGAAAGCUGUAACUACUGUGAUUGGUGAGCAUGUGGUCAGCUUCGGAUGUUUUCCUACUGGGACACCAACUGUACUAACGGUUUUCUUAAUACGUUAAACGCUUGCAAAUAUAUAUAUAUAGUUUUUAAUAUUUAAAAGUUUAAAACAUUUGACUGAAGAUCUCAGAGCCAACAGCUCGGGUUGAAACCCGGAACAUAUACAGUACAGUACAAGAGGAGAACAACUAAAAUAUCCGAGGAUUGAAAGGAAGAAAUCUGAUAGCAGUUGAUAAUAACGUUACAGAAACCACAGUAGCCAUGGCAACACCAGUAAUGAUAUAUGCAUGUGUUUCGAUUGGCUUACUUUUAGCCACUAACGGUGUAGUUUCUGUGAGAUUAUGUGGAAACAACCUCUCGGAAUCUUUGACAUUCUUAUGCAGUGUUCAUGGUGGAUUCUACUCCCCACAAACGAAACGUUCAGCUCCCAUGCUACUCUUGGAACGGAUAAGGAGAAGCGUUAUAAUUGUUAAUAAACGGAACAUUGUGGUCAGCCGUCGAUCUGGAGUUGCCGAGGAGUGUUGUAGAAGAUCUUGUACUCUGGAGACUCUUACGAGUUACUGCGCUUUUCCAAGAGCCACCGAAGUGUCUGCUGCUUUACGUCGACUGAAUUCUCUCAGCCGUCGUAUUAAUGGAUAUCAUGAUAUUGUACAGCUGUCCCAAAAUAUGACGUCACAGAACAAUGUUUCUGAAGAAGCGGCAUCACGAAACAGUAUGACGUCAGAAAACCGAGCACUUAAAAAACCUGCGGAAACAACACAUCGAGGAAGUUCAGGCUUAUUCGUGAAUCCUCGUACGGAACAAUAUAUCUUAGAGUAAACUACUGUAAAAAUGUGUUCCAAAGAAACCCGAAUUUCUAAAAUAUCAACGUUAAUUUCAAUGAUAUAAAGGACUUUUCAUUUUUUGUUGAGUAGUUAGCAAUGUGAAAUCUGUUUUGUGAGUAUUAAUAUUGAUAGGUCGGUAUCCUGCAUACGUUUUGAGAGAUAUCACUAUAUCUUUUAGCUAGAAAGGUACAAAAUCAAAUAUUGGAAUUUUGUUAUAACCAGUUUAUGAUAAGAGAACUGUUUUAUUUUUCAGAUAAUUAUUGUUUGUCAGUGACAGUAGUUUUAUGAACAUAAGUUUAACAAUAUGUUAUAAUUUUAGGAACAGGUCGCUGCACAUGAAAAACAACUUUUACCCCUUAAGCGCAAUGCUAUUCGUUUCCAAAUUGGACAUUAUAUACUGUGGUUUAAGCAGAAUGAGAAACCAAUUUAUCAAUCGAGUCUUUUGUGCGAAAAAGUGUAAGAUAUUUUGUAUAAACAUUCAACAGUAAAAGGAUAUUUCUUGUUAUGACACAGCUUUAGAGAGUAAUGUUUGCUUUAUAUUAUAUAUUGUGAUUUCGUAAAAUAUAUUUAUUUG
This is a messenger RNA of Limulus polyphemus (Atlantic horseshoe crab), 1678 nucleotides long. RefSeq names its product insulin-like. Lineage: Eukaryota; Metazoa; Arthropoda; Merostomata; Xiphosura; Limulidae. Gene Ontology annotation, molecular function: hormone activity. The transcript is spliced from 4 exons. Gene Ontology annotation, cellular component: extracellular region. The record is from RefSeq and is a predicted model, not a curated record. The coding region runs from base 542 to 1099 and encodes 185 amino acids.